AUGGUUUGGAGAGAACUCAUUAUUCUCGAGGCCGAAUGUAGCGCACGGCGGAUAAUACAAGACCCUACCGUAGAUCCGACAAGUCGGACGGGCUGGCUGCCAUUCCAGAAUAACAAGGAUCAGGUGAUCGAGUCGCUCAUAAAGCAGGGCAAUGAGCUUCGGGUAGAAAGGAGCGCCUAUGACGACAACGAAUGGCUCAAGUGGUGCGUCAAGCGCUGCUCCUGGUUAAGCUUCGUCCUUCGCUACGACUUGGAACUGCUCGGAAGAUCUUUCCUUCUGCAAUGGGACAGACCGUGGGCGACAGCGUACUUCUACCCAUUUUUCGACACGCUGCUUCACGAAGAGAGAAGGGCAAGUGAAUGUGCAGCUCAUACGACGCGUCUAUCGACGCAGAUCGGGGGCGUGCGCGAGGCGGAAUACAGCGGCGAGGCACACUACUGGGGGAGAGGCGGAACAUCGGAGGUUCCUUCUACAAGCAGAGCCCGGGGCCGAGGCCGUCCCAGAAAUACAGACAGGGUGACAGGACCAGAAGGAUCAACAAAUCAGCCGCAACAGCGUCUCGAUCCCAAUCAACCUUCUACCAGCGGACUCCAGAGGCAAAAGAGGAAGAGCGUGCUCGAAGAAAGUAAGGAUUCGGGCCAGCCACAGUCCAAGCGUCCAGGUGGCAUGAACAGCAGCUGGUCGUCCAUGCCGGUUCAAAUUGCCUAUCAAAUUGCUAAGAUGAACACCGGAGCCACCUGA
Messenger RNA from Aspergillus pseudotamarii, 741 nucleotides. RefSeq lists its product as uncharacterized. The transcript has 2 exons. The record is from RefSeq and is a predicted model, not a curated record. Lineage: Eukaryota; Fungi; Ascomycota; Eurotiomycetes; Eurotiales; Aspergillaceae. Bases 1 to 741 code for a protein of 246 amino acids.